Molecule: messenger RNA, 876 nt
Organism: Nicotiana attenuata
Lineage: Eukaryota; Viridiplantae; Streptophyta; Magnoliopsida; Solanales; Solanaceae
Exons: 3
Coding region: 1-876 (291 amino acids)
Source: RefSeq, a predicted model, not a curated record
AUGCUAAAGCAAAAACUAAAGGUGCUAAAUAGAAGAUAUUUCAGCAACAUUGUUGAAGAAGCUGAUGCAGAUAGAAUGGCCUUGGCUAAAGCUCAAGCAGAACUUCAUAGGAAUCCAUUGGAUGCUAGCUGCAAGCACAAGAAUUGCAAAAGUUCCAAAAGUUCAAAAGAUCUUCCUACUUGGCAGAAAAGAUUACAAGAAGCUAUAAUUCAAUUAGCUGACAAGUGUGGAAAAAUGAAAUCAGAUCAAGAGGAGAUAGCAGAGAUAUUUUUGGUAAGGCCAUAUACAGCUGCAGAAGUAAAAGCUGCUAUGUUCAGUAUAAGUGAAAGAAAGAGUCCAGGACCAGAUAGCUACAGGAGUGAUUUUUAUAAAGCAUCAUGGUCAAUUGUUGGUGAGGAGGUGACCAAUGCAGUGCCGGAAUUCCUUGACAAUGGGCAACUACUUACUCAGAUAAACUCAACUAGCAUAGCUCUUAUACCAAAAGUGGAGAAUCCCUUACAAGCUAGCCAAUUCAGGCCUAUCUCAUGUUGUAGUGUUCUCUACAAGUGCAUUUCUAAGAUAGUUUGUAAGAGACUUAGGAAAGCCAUUCCACUGAUUGUAGCAGACAUCCAAGCAGCAGUCAUACAAGGAAGAUCUCUCAUUCAUAAUGUACUUAUAUGUCAUGACCUAUUGAGGCAUUACAACAGGAAGACUACUCCAAGGUGUUUGAUGAAGAUUGACCUAAAGAAAGCCUAUGAUAUGGUUAGAUGGGAAUUUCUGAAGGAAGUGCUUAAAGGCUAUGGAUUUCCUAUGCCAUUCAUACAAUUGAUCAUGGUGUGUGUGUACAACAACUACAUUCACAGUAAAAGUGAAUGGUGGAUAUUUUGGAUAUUUUGA